This is a messenger RNA of Cololabis saira (Pacific saury), 6074 nucleotides long. It is a transcript of the gene kctd2, whose product is annotated as potassium channel tetramerization domain containing 2. The record is from RefSeq and is a predicted model, not a curated record. Gene Ontology annotation, biological process: protein homooligomerization; proteasome-mediated ubiquitin-dependent protein catabolic process. The transcript is spliced from 6 exons. Lineage: Eukaryota; Metazoa; Chordata; Actinopteri; Beloniformes; Belonidae. Gene Ontology annotation, molecular function: cullin family protein binding. Bases 249 to 1013 code for a protein of 254 amino acids. Gene Ontology annotation, cellular component: Cul3-RING ubiquitin ligase complex; cytoplasm.
UGCAACCCGGAAGAGUUGCCUUCUCCGACUAGCGGUUGUGGAGGCGAGAAUGAGCACUUUAUUUUCUGGAGAAACGAUUCAACUCGAUGCUGCAAACGUCGUGUGUGUGUCCUAAUGUCCCGUUGUGGGGGUGAAGCCAGUCCGCGGUGAGUAGCGGUGCCCCUUCCCCCCCAGCCCUGCUCUGUGUACGGGACUGGAUACCCUGCUCUCACUUAACACACAACUCAUUAUUACAAGAGGAGACCAACAUGGCUGAACUACACGUUGAGCCGAGCGGAACCGGUACCGUGGAGCCCGAACACGUCCGGGGCUCGAUGCGGCUGGCGGCGCCCGCCUUCGUGGCCCCCCCGCGGGGGGGGCAGAGCCCCGGCGGGGGGGGCCGGUGCGGGUCCGGGUCCGGGUCCGGGGCCGGGCCAGGGCUCCCGGCCGAGGGGCCGCGCUGGGUUCGGCUCAACGUCGGCGGGACCUACUUCAUCACCACCAAACAGACCUUGUGUCGGGACCCGAAGUCCUUCCUGUUCCGACUGUGUCAGGAAGACCCGGACCUGGACUCCGACAAGGAUGAGACAGGAGCCUACCUUAUCGACAGGGACCCCACAUACUUUGGCCCUAUUCUGAAUUACCUUCGACACGGAAAACUGAUCAUGGACAAAAAUCUGGCGGAGGAAGGUGUUCUGGAAGAGGCUGAGUUCUACAACAUUGCAUCCCUGGUGAGGCUGGUGAAGGAGAGGAUACGGGACAAUGAGAACCGCACAUCCCAGGGCCCCGUGAAGCACGUGUAUCGAGUCCUGCAGUGCCAGGAAGAGGAACUCACUCAGAUGGUGUCAACCAUGUCGGACGGCUGGAAGUUUGAGCAGCUGAUAAGCAUCGGGUCUUCGUAUAACUAUGGCAACGAGGACCAGGCGGAGUUUCUCUGCGUGGUUUCCCGGGAGCUCAACAACUCCACCAACGGCAUCGUUAUCGAGCCCACUGAGAAGGCCAAGAUUCUUCAGGAGCGAGGUUCGCGGAUGUGAGGAGACCGAGAGCUACUCCACAUGAUCCACAACGACAUGAGCACAUUCUGCAGGUUUCAUUGGCCAUCACCAUUGUCAGUCACUCCCCUUUCCUCUGGUGUGCCUUUCCACAGUGGGGGCUCCCCAGCUCCUCUUCCUCAGUGCUCCAACAUCACCCUCACUUUUCUUCUAACUUAUUUGUCAUCCACUCUGAGUGGUUCUCCCCGUUGCAGCUGUUUAAUGGGAGUUGUCACGGCAGCGUGGGCUGGGAUGCCAAUUGUUGACGUCAGAGGAUGGAUACCUGGCACAGAGCUACAUUAAAUCAUCAUCAUAACGGCCUUCAUACUCAAUACUCGCUCACUCUCAAAUAUAGCUCAAGCAGAACCUCCUCAGGACUCACAAAGGAGUGAAGACAACUCCAGCUGCUCGCUGCGUCUCCGCCUGUACCUACAGACAGAGAGAGCUUUGACGUCACAGACUGCUCGGCAGAUUGAGGAUGAGAAGCUGCAAUUACAUGCAGCAUGAUACGGGCUCCAACUCCUGUAUGAGCCGGCCUGCUGCAUGAGCUCCUCCAGUCGCUGAAGCCGCUUGAUUGAGUGGUGAUGAACCAUAACAUUCCUCUCUUCCCGUUUUCCUGUUUUCUGCCUCAGUUUGAUCCGUUAGAUUUAGGAUGGUUCCACGCAGAAGGAAAAGCAGGCAACUAAAACCAGACUUUAACAUCAACAGUGUAACACUUGUGGAGGCAUGUGAGGAUCUAUAUACGUUCAUGUACGCUAUGCGAGGAAAUUAUUUGGAAAAGUGAAUGCAAAUGGUGUAAUUACUCAUUUCUGUAUCAUAGUUGUGAUAUAUUUACAUAUUCUUGUGAUUGAGUCUAUUUAAACAAAGAAAAGUUAUAUCAGUUUUCCUAACCAUUGGGAGCGUCCAUGGACCUGGAUUUAAGUGUGUGCUAGCAGGGCUGGUGACUGAAAUAUCACACUUUCAGCUGCACGUUUUCAGUGGUUUUUCCUCACAAGAGCACAUUUCUCUUCAUUUUCCUACUUUGAACUAGUGUAUAUCUUAAAAUUGUAACUAGGAAUAUAGAAGAAUAAUGUCAUUGUUUUUGCAGCCGAGGGCUGGUGUGGUGGGUUUUAGACCUUCCCCCAGCCUGCCGAUUCACAUCCUCCACAUGCGAUCCUGCUGGACCUGUUUGCUCUCAUAUCAACUUCUGGUUGUCGCUGCUCCUCGAUUUAACACUCUCUGAUGUUGUCUUACAUUCUGCAGAUCGUGUAGCAACUGUGGUGAAAGCUCGACUUCACCAGUCAGUCAAAGCCCUGAGACGCCUGAGCCUGCUUUAAUACAGAAGGGGGGCGUCUUCAGUCUGCUCAGCCUUGAUUUUCAGUGCUUUGAUAUUUUGUUUGUGUGCCAACAGACAGGUACUGGCUAAGCUUAAGUAUGUCUCCCUUGUUCUGUAUGAAGGGGACGUUUUUGAAACGUGUAAAAACCCUCCCGACUGAAUCCAGUUCACAAGUCGACUACAGAAAUAAUAUUGCUCACAGUCAUGACUUCAUGAAGGGAAAAAAUAGGGAAAAUAUCAGACCUAACAUGUACAAAUAUACGCAGAAGCAUGUAUUGGUCAUUUCUUUUCCCUGCUUGAUGAAUGACUCCAGAAUUUGAAUUAGCAGUAAAAGUGGUGAGCAGCUCCAGCUCAGCUGCAGGGCUGGAACUGCUGGAAAAGCAGCUGCACUCUCCGUUUGAGCCAUAUUUACACAUAUCGGAUUGAAAAUGUAAGGUUUCAUCCACAUUCUGACGGCUGCUUGAGAGCUAGGGAGGGUCCGCUGUUUGCAUAUCAUCACUGGCGUCGGCCGCUUUGAUAUCUAACCGUCUGUAUUCCAUGCAGUUACACCAAGAGUGCGUCUGAAAAAGUACCUUGGUACUCGCUCCCUGACAUGUGCAGUCGGGCUGAUGUGAAGUUUCUUUGUUGCCCCCCCAAGUGUGUGUGUGUGUUUGUUGUGCAGUUAUAUUCUGCUAAUCAUGUGUGUUAAUAAUCCUCAACGGUUUCGUAGAGACCACCUCUUUGGGUGCUUUCAGACCUGUGACCCGUUUGUUUUGUUCCGAUUCAGGGGCUAAAUGGAUACAGUUGUUUUGUUUUUCGUUUGUGGUGUUUGUGUUCACAAGGCAACCGUCUGUAGUGGUUCAAAGCUGUUAACAAAUGCCAUGCAUGAACCAACUGUUCUCCCAUUGGUCAGAAAUGAACACGGAAGGAGUUUCCUCUUCCGUACCCCGGGAAAAACAACAACUAUGGAGCAUCGAACCACAGUUAUGAGUGAGUUGUGUCGGUUGCUGUGUGGAUUAUGUUCUCACUGCAAACGAACCGCUCCAGGUCUGGAAUGGAAGCGAGCCGAGACCACCUCUCCUAGGCGAUCUCGGCUCGCUUGUUUUGUCCCGCAUCCGAGCGCGAUUGCUGUGAUCACAUAUACCAAACCAACCGAUCUUUAGGGGGAAACGCUCCCUGUUUUGGAACAACUGCUCCAAACGGGACAGGUGUGAAAGCACCCUUUGUUUCCUUUCUUCCCCUUCCUCUCUCUGGGCUCUAUCAAACACCUCGGGUGUUGUUUUCCUUCACCCGUGUCCGGUGUUGUGCCUUUGACCUGUGUUGUGCACAGUUGUACUCCCCUCGUAUCAGGAGGUGCCUCGUACCUUAAAGAACCAGAAGGCUCCGACCCGAUUGUCAUGUGUUGGUCUUUGGCUUCAUCUCUGUUGGUGAUUCAGCAAGAAGAAGUCGCACACAACCGUCAUCCACUUGUUUUGUUUUCAUUAGUUACUUACAAACUGAAAAUACUCACAAGCUGCUUUCUUGGUGCCGUUGCUUUUCAGCUACAGUCCCCCACAAUCCUUCACACUCCUGCAGAUGAAGCUCGGUGUCCAUAUCUGGUGUAAACACAUCCAGUGGUUGGUUGGGGGGUUUUGUACAAAGCAGAUGAAAAUGGUGAACAGCAGGGCGGCAGAGCAGCAGAGCAGCAGAGCCACCACAUGAAGCCAGUUUCACCGUUCUGCUCGUAUCUUAGUAAGAAUCCAGCAGUGCUCUUCUGAACAGGAAUGAACUCUGUCAUUUAACAGGUUUAUUUCUCGAGUCGCAUGCUGAAUCUGUGUAAUGAUGCAGUUUUUAGAUGUUUGUAAUCAAUGUUUAAAGCACUUGAUGUUCCUUUUGUCGGCCUGGUUUGAUUUCAGCUUGGUUGCAAAGUUCAGUGGUUCCCAACAUAAAAGUGGGGGAAAUGUGGGGGAAAAAGGGGAAGUUGUCGUCGUCGUCGUUGUUGUUGUUGUUUUUACGUCUAUCCUUAAGUAUUUACUGUUUAUCAAACUAGCCACACUGACAGCACGCAGCUCUGUGGAUGAUAUCGUGAACAAGUUUCACUAUCAAUGUAUAAAUUGACUAAUACUAGUCGGUGAUAAAAAGCUAACGGUUUUACUAACUGAGGUUAUAAACACAGUAAACAUCCCAGCUGCAGCGCAUCAGCAGGCUGCCUGGAUGUUGAGGAUGUUGGGAUGUUACCAUCCAAGCUGAAGUUCAGCUUCUCUGAGCUAGUAAACCUGUAGACAUUCACCUUAAAGAUGAGCUGUGAUGAUUAUUUAAGGUUCAGGGUUGAACUUUGGGCCUCCGCCAGAGCAGCUCUGUUGCAUUCAGGUUUUUAUUUUGGGAAGGUCCUCAGUUCAUUUUUUGCUCCUGUCUCUUUAAGGCCCACCCGCUCUAAAAACAUGCUAUCUUCUUGGCGACUUUGACAAACAUUGGCGAUUUUGUUCAGCGUUCAUGUCACAGCGAGCUGUAUUUGAUUGGCGGAGCUACAAACGUGCUGAAUCUCGUUAGAAAACUUAAAAAAAUAGAACUUUUUUAAACUUGUGUGUUUGCAAGCCAUCAGAAAGCCCAAAGCCCGUGUUCUUAUCUACUGUGGUAUUAGGAGUCAUUUGUAUUUUGUGCUUAUAAAUAAAUGUUGUAAAUUACUUAUUUGCUAAGUAAACAAGGUUAAAUACAGAGAGAAAAAAGACCUAGAUGCAGGCGUGUUUAUUACGCCUGUGUUUGGCUUAAAUAUGGCCGCUGACAACGUGGCCGUUUCUUCUUGAGGCAUCAAUUAAAUCCAACCUCUGGAGCGAAUCCCAGCCACGGCAUCUUCUGCAGUAGUGGUCAGGGCGUGGCGUCUGGCCCGGCUGGUUGGGAACCACUGUCCUGGAGGAAGAGCGCACAGGUGUCUUCUCACAGUUUCACUCAAAACGGCAGGAUUUUAAAACAAAAGUGGUUCGAUCAAGACUUCUUUUUACAUCCACAGCAGCUCUUUAAUCUACCGAUAAUGUGGAGUGUUACCAGAUCUGCAAAUAAAUAUCUCUGUUGUUUGGGCACGUGAAAAUGUGAGCGCAUGUAUCGUUCUAGAGAUGUUGUCAUGUACUGGAUCUGGUCUGACCUCCGUGUUAGUGCAGUGUGUGUGAUGCAUGGUGGCGGGGGAGCAGGGGUGGCGGCAUGGCUCUGGGGUUUGUAGGCGUAGAUUUCUCGCGUGGGACAUUUGGUCAACAAUUAGAUAUACUCUCUACUGAUGUGUUUUGAUUUCUUUCUUUUCUUUGAUUAAUUUACCAAUAGAUAAAGAACGUUAAUUUUUGAGUCAAAGAUGAACCAGCCAGUCACAUCGCAGACCUUCCACAUGCAGCCUUGGUUUAUAUGCACGUGUGAUGUAGAGGUUUACAUGCAACAAAAAAAAAAGAAGAAAAUAUGUCUAAAAAAUAUCAAAUGAUAAUUCAUUCAUCAUCUUGCCAGUUUAUCUGUAAACACCUGCAUGCGUUUGUGGACACGCGCACCUGUAUACUCAUUUAGAUGUACCGAAAAUGUCACCUAUUAACUUACUUUGUGUUCAUUUAUCAACAGUAUUGAUGUCAAAUGUGAAUAUUGUCGAUGGAGAUUGUGGAGAAAUGUUUGAAAGCUGACAAAACAUUUCAGUUGUUUGUUUCACUUUUAUUUAUUUUAUAUUCCUGAAUUUUGUCUACCAAUGUUGUUUCUUUACAUGUAAAUUUUAACAAAACUCAAGUCUGUUUUUAAUCAUAAAAUGUGUCUGUGUUUUAAAA